AUGGCAGGCGAAGUUCGCCAGCCGAUAAACCUAGCCUCGCUAGAGAAGUUCAUCAAGAGCAAUGUCCCCGAGAUCAAAACCCCCUUAACAAUCAAACAAUUCGGUUUCGGCCAAAGCAACCCAACCUACCUCCUCACCUCCCCCACCGGCUCGCGCUAUGUCCUUCGCAAAAAGCCUCCCGGAAAGCUCCUCUCCAAAACCGCGCACCAAGUCGACCGCGAACACCGCAUCAUCCACGCGCUCGAGGCCACCGACGUCCCAGUCCCAAAGGCAUACUGCCUAUGCGAAGACUCCAGCGUCAUUGGAAGCCCCUUCUACAUCAUGUCCUUCCUCGACGGUCGCAUCUUCGAGAAGCCCUGGUUCCCGGGCGUCAGUCCGGAGGAGCGGAGGGAGAUGUGGCACGAUGCCGUGCGCACGCUUGCGAAAUUGCAUCGGCUUGAUCCUGCUGCUAUAGGCUUGGCGACGUUUGGGAAGCCCGCCGGGUUUUACAACCGCCAGAUCAAAACCUUUACCGCGCUCAGCGCCUCGCAAGCCGCCAUCACCGACGUUGAGACCGGGGAGCCUGUGGGCCAGAUCCCGCGUCUCGAAGCUCUGCUCGCGUUCUUCGCGGACCCCAGUAGACAGCCAAAGGAUAGAGGCGUCCCCAUCCACGGCGAUUACAAGAUCGACAACCUCGUCUUCCACAAAACCGAACCACGCGUCAUCGGGAUCCUAGACUGGGAGAUGGCAACAAUAGGCCACCCGCUCAGCGACCUCUGCAACCUCAUUGCUCCGUGGACAAUCACGUCCUACUCGCCCGACUGCGCCCGCAUGCACUCGAACCCCGCCUUCCGGCCCGGCCACGCCGAGUUUCCGGGACUGCCGAGCCAGGAGCAGUGCAUAAAGUGGUAUGCGGAGGUCGCGGGGUGGGAUCCGAGGAGCGAGUUGGGGUGGGGAAAGGCGUUUGCGGCGUUUAGGGAUAGUGUCAUUUUUCAGGGGAUUGCGGCGAGGUUUGCGACGAGGCAGGCGAGUAGUAAGGAUGCGUAUAGGUAUGGGCAGGAGAUGAGGCCGUUUGCUGAGAUUGCGUGGAGGUUGGUUGAGGAGGCGAGGGAGGAGGGCGAGGUGAGGGCGAGGUUGUAG
Coniosporium apollinis CBS 100218 is the source of this 1119-nucleotide messenger RNA. RefSeq names its product phosphotransferase enzyme family domain-containing protein. NCBI's taxonomy places the organism in Eukaryota, Fungi, Ascomycota, Dothideomycetes. The record is from RefSeq and is a predicted model, not a curated record. The transcript is spliced from 2 exons. Bases 1 to 1119 code for a protein of 372 amino acids.